AGGGAGGCCACGCUGUGGCUGCCCUCUUCGUGGGCCAACAGAGACACAUCUCUGCCUUGGCACAGAGCUCUGAGUCAACAGGCCAGAUAAACAGCCCAUUUCCUGGGGCCAGCACGGAACAAAGCCCCUGGCUGCUGCAGGAUCUGGCUGCCCCCCUCUUCCUGAAACAGCUGUUGAUUCUUUUGACAGGAGCUGGAACACAGCACCUUCCCUUCCUCCCAGCCCUGCCUCCUUCUGCAGAAGGGAGCUCAAUAGAACUUUGUUGUUUCGCCUUUUACUCUGCGAGGAGAGAAGCAGACAAUGAGGAGAAAAUAAUGAAUGUCAAAGGGAAAGUGAUUCUAUCGAUGCUGGUCGUCUCGACUGUAAUCGUGGUAUUUUGGGAAUAUAUCAACAGCCCAGAAGGCUCUUUCUUGUGGAUAUAUCACUCGAAAAACCCAGAAGUUGGUGACAGCAGCAUUCAGAAGGGCUGGUGGUUUCCGAGCUGGUUUAACAAGGGGAUCCACAAUUACCAAGAAGAAGACAUAGACAAAGAAAAGGAACAAAGAAAGGAAGACUACAAGAAGGAGCUUCAGCUAUCAGACUGGUUUAAUCCACAGAAGCGCCCAGAGGUCGUGACGGUAACUGGAUGGAAGGCACCGGUCGUGUGGGAAGGCACUUACGACAGAGCCAUCUUAGAAAACUAUUACACCGAGCAGAAAAUUACUGUGGGUUUGACAGUUUUUGCUGUUGGAAGAUACAUUGAGCAUUACUUGGAGGAGUUCUUAACAUCUGCUAAUAGAUACUUCAUGGUUGGCCACCAAGUCAUAUUUUACAUUAUGGUAGACGAUGUCUCCAGGAUGCCUUUGAUAGAGCUGGGUCCCCUACGUUCCUUCAAGGUAUUUGAGAUCAAUUCUGAGAACAGAUGGCAGGAUAUCAGCAUGAUGCGCAUGAAGACAAUCGGGGAGCACAUUGUGGCCCACAUCCAGCAUGAAGUAGACUUUCUCUUCUGCAUGGAUGUGGACCAGGUCUUCCAAGACAGCUUUGGAGUAGAGACUCUUGGCCAGUCCGUGGCUCAACUACAGGCCUGGUGGUACAAGGCAGAUCAUGAUGAGUUUACCUACGAGAGGCGGAAGGAGUCUGCAGCAUACAUUCCCUUCGGCCAGGGGGAUUUUUAUUACCAUGCAGCCAUUUUUGGAGGAACACCCAGUCAGGUUCUAAACAUCACACAAGAGUGCUUCAAGGGAAUCCUCCAGGACAAGAAAAAUGACAUAGAAGCCAAGUGGCAUGAUGAAAGCCACCUAAACAAGUAUUUCCUUCUCAACAAACCCACUAAAAUUUUAUCCCCAGAAUAUUGCUGGGAUUAUCACAUAGGCCUGCCUUCAGAUAUUAAGAUUGUCAAAGUAUCUUGGCAGACAAAAGAGUAUAAUUUGGUUAGAAAUAACAUCUGACUUUAAAUUGUGCCAGUAGACUUCUGAAUUUGAGAGAGGAUAUUCUGGCUACUUUCUUACAAACGUAACAAUUUUAACUUAAAAAAAAAAAGCUGACAUAACACCAACACAGCAGCUACAUACUGUUUCUCCUUGUAACUUUGAGCCUUGUAAUAAUAUGGGAGAAUGAACCUAUGGUAAUCAAAUGUUAAUUCCCAGUGAUUUCUUAUCUAUUCUGGGUUUGAGGGACAAUGCUAUCAACUGAACUAAAAAAAAAAAGUAUCACAGGCAAAGAAGAAGCCAGAAACAUUCUACAUGUGCCAGACGAUAUGUACUGGAGAAUAGGAUGCUAAGGGAAGUGCUUGGCAACAAGAUAAAAUGGGGAUAGGGGUGGCCUUUCCCCCUGAUUUCCGCAUCUUCCUGUCUCCAGGUCUAGCAGCAUAAGAGUUGCUUGCAGCAAAACUCUAAGAACACAGUCUACCUUGGCAGUUCUCAAGUGGUUUCAAUGGCAAAUUGCUUCAGGCCAUUUGUAGUUCAUGUCCUUUUCUCAUCAGGAUGUUGUUUAGCUUCUGUGCAAAAGACUGGUCAAGAUUCCCAAAGGAUAUCAUGGUGGUGAAUGUUGGGAGUCACGGGGAAUCUGAAUAUGAAGUAAAAACAAAGCCUCAAACUCAUGGCAUGAGUUGGCCAUGAAAUAGCAAAGAGAGAGUGGAAAGAGAGUAGGCUGAUCACUGUGGUGCAAUGCCACCUCUGAGGGACACAGGGCAUGGGGUUGGCCUUGAAUGCAGUGUGGAGCCAGGCACUAAAUGGGAGGCAGUGUGGGUGGUCUCCAGCCUCCUCGACCCCACAACCCCAGAGUAGCAGGGACUUGAAUAGAAAGAGCUUCUUGUUUUGCCCCAGUCACGUUGCAUCUGGCAGACUCUGCAACUUGUGUCUUCAGAUCACUGGCCAGAGAAAGUGGAUGGCGUCAGAGACGGCAAGGCCUGCUGUGAACUAAAUACUCUUGCAAGGAGUUGCAUUUCCCAGACCUGUGCUUCAUGACGAUAGCCAGUCAUCCCUGAUCUGUGCUUCAGGACAGUCAGUCAUCAGCAAGUCCCGCCACCACCUGCUUUAACCCUCAGGGUCCCUCAGCCCAUCAUGUUGCAAUUUGGAGGGCUGGCAUCAAGGAGUGGGCUGGAGGAAAAGCCCUCCCAUCAAGUUACCUCAGUUUCCCCUGCCCAAUCUGCGCUACUGAAGUGUAACAGCCAGAUGCAUAUAAUAAGUUGAUCUUACAUCAAAAGUAGAGGGGAAGGCAAUGGAGACCCAGUCCUCAGGACAGAAGAACAUUCAAUUCCCUUCUCUAAGAGAAGCUGUGACAUCCUGCAUAUUUAAAGUUAAGCAAUUCAUUGUAAAAAGGGUUAGGAGGCAAUAUUUACAUAUGCAGGUAUAUUUAUAUUUUGCUUGUGUUCCAGUUUAGGUUGUUUCCAUUUUUAAGUGAUUUAUUUCAAGAGUCAUUGCACUGGCUUGAUGUUCAGCACAAUGGCAUUCUUCGAUAAAAUGAAACCUAUAUUUUCUCUACCAUUUUACUGUGCCUCCUACCCUUCAGUUCUUGCCAAAAAUCUCACAACCCUGCAAAAGCAAACAAAACUGACAAAAACCCUAAGGUGGACUUUAAAAAAGAGAGAGAGGCCACUUGUCAGUUGAGACUCUUGCUUCUCUGACUCAAGUUUUCUGAGACACAUUUGGAGUAGGGAGAGUUAAUAGUGAAAGUCCUAAACCAAAGAAAUGAGCUGUCCUGAAGGAUUGGAAAAAAGAGCUGAUCUUUACUUUUGAGGGAAUCUUAAUUUUUUUUCAUUCACUUAAAUCUAAAUCCAAAAUGAAGAAGCUUAGGAUAUCACUAAUAGUUACUGAUAAAUAUUUAAAAAUAAUAAAAUUCCAGAUUUACAAUUGAAUAAAUUAUUUUCUCAGUAUA
Molecule: messenger RNA, 3354 nt
Organism: Manis javanica (Malayan pangolin)
Lineage: Eukaryota; Metazoa; Chordata; Mammalia; Pholidota; Manidae
Source: RefSeq, a predicted model, not a curated record